Phoenix dactylifera (date palm) is the source of this 1530-nucleotide messenger RNA. NCBI's taxonomy places the organism in Eukaryota, Viridiplantae, Streptophyta, Magnoliopsida, Arecales, Arecaceae. The record is from RefSeq and is a predicted model, not a curated record.
CUGCACGCCUGGUGCUGGCGGGCAUCCCGCCGGUCUCUCCUCAACCACAGACCUCGCUCUCACUCUUCUUGUUCUUCUUCUCACCUUCCGCCGUGCCCGGAAAACGGGAGACCAAAAAAAGCGUUCAUUAAAUUCAAUUAAAUCAAUUGGUUAAGUUAGGCCUUUUCGCUCUUCCCCGAAUUAAAUUAAAUGGCGACCCUCUCCCUCUCUUCCUCCUUAUCCCCUUCGCCUCGUUCCUUCCUGCCCUUCUCUUCUCCUCCACAACCCUCUACCCUCCCCAUCUCCCACCUUCGCCGCCGUCUCCUCCCGCCGGUGAUCCGGCGAACGGACUCGAUGGGCUCCGCUCCCUCCGCUGUCAGGGCUUCUCCCACGUCCGGCUUCGACUCGACCGCCGUCGACGCUCUCGGCGAUGUCAGCAUCCUCGUCGCGUCCACCGGGGAGUCCGUCUUAUUUAGGGAUCUGUGGGAUCAGAACGAGGGAAUGGCUGUGGUUGCACUUCUGAGGCAUUUUGGGUGUUUUUGCUGCUGGGAACUUGCUUCUGUUCUGAAAGAUGCAAAACCAAGAUUUGACUCAGCUGGUGUUAAACUAAUUGCAGUCGGUGUUGGCACUCCUGACAAAGCUCGUAUUCUUGCUGACCGGCUACCAUUUCCACUGGAUUGCCUCUAUGCAGACCCAGACCGCAAGGCAUAUGAUGUUUUGGGCCUAUAUCAUGGUAUUUUUCAGGCAUAUGAUGUUUUGGGCCUAUAUUAUGGUUUGAGACGUACCUUUUUCAAUCCAGCCAGUGCCAAAGUGUUUUCAAGAUUUGAUUCUCUCAAGAAAGCAGUAAGGAACUAUACAAUUACAGCCACUCCAGAUGAUAAGGCCAGUGUCUUACAACAGGGUGGUAUGUUUGUAUUCAAAGGGAAGCAGUUGUUAUAUGCAAGAAAAGAUGAAGGGACAGGUGAUCAUGCACCUUUAGAUGAAAUCUUUGAUGUCUGCUGCAAGGUUCCAGUUGCAUGACUCUAGUUUGCUGAUUAUAAAUAUGUAUAGUUGGUUAUGAAGGACAAGUAAAUCGGAAGCCUAGUGGCAUGCUGAUUAUUUGCCUGUUGUUCCAUAAGCAUCGGCUUUAGGGCGAAAAGAAUGCAACAUCUUGGCAGCUGAUUAUAAAUACAUUAAGAUGGUUGGAGUUCUUGAUGGUGUUGCUUGUGAUGAAUAUUUUUAAGUAGAUUUGAAUUAUUGCUAGUGGGUACGAUGACUGCAAAAGCUUCAAUUUCCCAUAUGUAUUUUACUAAUGGUUCCUUUGUACGAACUUCAUAUGGGAACAUGCGAUGUUACAUUGGAGAGCAUUUACUUGUAAUGUGAGGUAUGAGGUCCUCUCUCUGUUUGUAAAAAGACACUGCCUGAACACUGGGAGAGGUGGUCUUUGUUGUGUUCAAUCGCUAUCUGGAGCAUGUAAAUAUGUGGAUUCUUACUAUUGUUUUAAGGCAGUGAUACUCGUAUAAGGUUACUUGUUGGUGAACUUUUGUAUUAAUAUUUUAUCUAUUUUAAUUC